AUGAUGGCCCUCGGCCGCAGCUUUCCCCCUGCUGGUCUGCUCUUUUUCCUCCACCUUCUCUUCCCGUUUGUGCCUUCUCUCUUUCCCGCUGAAGCCGUGCACGGCUCCAGUCCCUGGAAGGUUCGCGCCUCCCCCCGGACUGGUUCGCUGUCCCUCGCGGCGAUUGACGAGGCUGGGCAUGCCCCGUCUUCUCCCGUGACGUCUUUCCCGCCUCCGAAGAACCCCGGAAAGCGGCGGCAGCUGCGAAACCGAACCCACUUUCUUGAUCCACACAGACACACGUGGGACGCGUGGAAGGCUUCGCCGUCCGGCGCGGUGUCCGGGACGGCCUCUCCCCUGCCAAGUGCGUUCUUCUCGAAAUUCUCUUCUCUUUGCGGCUUCUUCGUCGGGGAGACAGCCGCUGAAUCGUCUGGUGAAACGAUCGGCGAUUCGCACGGACGGAUCGGCACAGGCGGGGGGGAACAUCCGGCCGGAGCUGAGAGCGCGUCUCCGGUCAAACGGAAGCGUAGACGGCUGCCGCGCAGCAAAGCGACGGGAAGGCACACGUGUCAGGGCUGGCGCGGUCGACCAAGCGAGGAGGAUGGCUUCCCUUCUUACGCUUUUCUCGGCUCCUCGCUCUCUUCAGCCAGCCUGGGCCCCACUGCCGUCCUCUCGCAAACAGUAGGACGCCGUCUGUGGCCAUCGCAGCCGUCGCGCCUUCCCCAUUCCGCUCUCCCGGACCGACCUAAAUACGCUCGAGAUGCAAACGAAGCGUGCGGCGCAUUUUCGACUUCCGUCCAAAACUGGGCUGAUACGCGCGGCUCCACCCGUCGCGCUCGGAUUCCCGAGGCCUUCUGUCGGAAUGUGCUGGAGGGGCGAGACGCGGAACGAGGGAGAAGGCGCGGCGCGGAAGGCAGCCGAGACGAACUCUUUCGCAGGCCUCCCACGCUCCUCCGCUCGAGCCCUCCGUCGUCGGAGCACGCCGGGAACGAACGCGCAGAAGAAAAGCCUUUGAAGGAACCCCCGGCCUCUGGACUUCCGCGUGCCUUCCCGCACCGCACGUGGGAGCGGUGUCUGUACACCUGGUGGGAGGAGACGCUCGGCGUCUUCGAUGCGGCCACGGCGGCGGCUUCCGUGUUGUCCGAUCGCACCGUUCCUUCUCGUCCACUUUUGGUUGGCCGAGAAGAGAACGCAGACGCGGUUCCUCCAGAGACUUCUGCGAAUGCCUCGCGCGGGCCUUCAGCCCGUCCGAUCGGCCCGCGGCGCUCCCCGCUGUCGCUGGCAGCGAUUCAAAACGAGCUUCGCGGCUGCGAGACGCUUCACGAGAGUUCCCCCGGAGGCCGGGAGAUGGCGACCGACUCCCAAACGCCGUGCAGCUCUCGCAGGAGAGACGCGAACAUGCACAACCAGAGGAGCACGGAUCGAGAGGUACACACGGCGGAAGCAAAGAGCGAACUGAGCGUCGGUCCCAGAGCCUGGACGAGACCGCCACAGGCUGAGAACGAGAGAGAAGCUGUGCGAGACGCACCCCGGUUUCGCUUGCUCAUGCCGCCUCCCAACCUCACGGGACCGCUGCAUCUCGGGCACGCAGCGAGCCUUGCGCUGCAAGAGCUUCUCGUCAGAUUCCGGCGCAUGCUCCUCGUUACUGCGCACGCGCGAGGACGCGGCGAGCGCCAAGAGAGCGCAGACGCUCGUGGAGACGAGGAAGAAGCCGCUGAGCGGCGCGGCGACCGCGAGGAAGACAUGCAGAGUGCCGAAACGGGGGAGACGGGGCGGGCACGCGUUCUUGCGCACGCCGAGCGCGAGCAUGGGACACACGAGCGGACGCAACUCGGCGGGGAGGACCAGGAGACGGACCGUUUCAGGCUGGCUGGGAGCGAGCGAACGUUCGCGGGAAAGAAGGGAGAGGGCGGCAGCAGAGACUGCGGCGAAAACGGACAACGCGGGGCAGGCGCCGGUGUCUUGACCGCCUGUCGCACCGAGUGGAUCCCCGGAACCGACCACGCGGGUCUCGCUAUGGCGUGGCUUCUGCGUCGCCAUGAGCUCCGCGUCCGCGAACGAAGGCAGAGAACUCGCGGACUCCAACAAGACGGAGAGAAGGCCCACGAAGCUGCGCUGCUCAACCGCUGGGUGUCGGUAUGUCGACACGUGAUUGAGCGUCAGCAGCGACGGCUGGGGUGCUCUUGCGACUGGACACGGCGCGUCUAUACACUCGAGAGGUCUUACUGCGACCUCGUGUCUCGCGCGUUUGUCCAGCUGUACCGCCAAAAGUAUAUCCAGAGAGGCACGUACCUCACUCUGUGGGACACGGGGGCGCACACGGCGCUGGCCGAUUUCGAGGUUCUCUACCCUUCCCUGGAUGCCUUUCGCGAGGCAGAGAAGACCGUCCUGGAGGGCAAGACGGCGCGAGAGAACGUCGCGAGCCCGCACGCGCAGACGCCGCGUGCAGGGACACAGGCGAGCGGCGCCGAGGACGAAACAGAGCGAACUCUGGCGGGCGACCCGGAAGCCCCAGGCAACUCCGGGGCGGUCUCGGGGGCAUUCCUGAGAGACGAGAGACGCUCUGAGAAUCGACGGCGAGAGACGGAGAAACCGGGAGAGAAAGCGAAGCGCGAGGAGGCAAGACGAUUCUAUUUCCUCUCCUGUCGGCUGUUGCCAGUCGCCUUGGCCAGCGGGCCCUCGUCCAGGCCACGGGUCGUGGGGGAACUCGCGCUUCCGAGCGUUCCGGCGCAGGCCGCGACUCACGACGGGAGGGACAGCGAGAGGAGCCGAGUCGACGGAGAAGGCCAAAGCGAAGAAGAUGGAGACCCGGAGACGGCGCCCGACAUGCGCGUGGCGAUCUGUCUCGAGGCGCCUCGACAGCUCACACAGAUCACCGCCAUCUGCAUCAAACCACAGGCUUUUCGUCGGCUCUGCGCCCAAGGGGAGGAGCGUGACGCCUCACGUGUCCCUGGUUUUUCACGCGCACCUGCGUCUUCGUGGCAAGUUGAAGUCCCAGGGCUUAACCGGUCCGUACCUCUCGUCGUCCACGAUGGCGAACACCUUCAUCCUCUGGCCGGCGCAGCCGCAGUCCGUCUUCGCCAACUUCGAGGUCUCCAACCUUCUUCUGCGUCUCCAUCUUCCACUCCGUUUCGCCGUGGAGACGCACUCGGCAGUGGAUGCCUUUUGCCCUCCGCUACGGGUCGUGUUCGCUCUCUUCACACGCGGGGUCUCUCUCCAUCGGCGCCGACUGGAGCCGCGAACAGCGGCAGCGAAGCCGGAGAGGCGCGGCGCGAGAAAGAACGGGAGUUGGCCACGCGGACGGAGUUUGUCGGUUUUGCUGUCUUUUCGGGCGAGGACAGCUCCGCGCCGUCUCAGCCCCGUAGGCGAGGGACGGGCGAGGCUCCAGCGCGAGGCGCUGGGUCCGGCGCGGCCUCAGCCGAGACUCGCGGCGCGUCUCCAGGCGCCCCGUCGAAGACUCAAGGCUCUCCAGGAGAUGUCACGCCAGCGAGGGAGGCGCUGCAUGACGUCAUGGCGAGGGAGGACGUCUCGCUGGGCGUUUGGGAAGACGAGCCGGAAGGCGGGGAAGAGGCGGGCGCGCACAAGCCCCGAAGCGGUUUCCUUCUCCAGUGGCCGAGAUGGAUCUCGACUCGUACCGGCGCGGAGGUACAGGCGCGUCUCUCUUCCCAGUGGCUGCUGGACCUCCCGGCCCUCGCCCGAGUCGCCCAGAAGGCGGCGACGCAGCAGCGCGCCUUCCGUCUCCGCGAGUCCUACAGAGAAGACGGCAGAUCUUCCAGUCCUUCAACGGAGAAGGUGCGCGGGGCGUCGUCCAAGGACGAGCAGCUUCAGUCUCCGGAGGCUUCACUGGGAGAAUCCCCUCGAUCUCCGCGCGCUGCAGACGAGAAGGGCGGCUUCCUGUCAGGCGAGACUGAAGACGAGAGGGACGAAGCGCGGCGCGAAGACGAAAGAAACGAAGGGGACGGAGACGAAGGCGGAAAAUCGACAGGACUUCAGCUCCUUCCGGAACGUGUUGAACGCCAAUGGAGUAGAAUCCUGGGAGCAAAAGGCAGUUUGCGGCCUUGGUGCCUGUCGAGACAGCUCGCCUGGGGGGUUCCCGUUCCAGUCUGGCACGUGAAACUCUCUGACGCGCCCGAAAGAGACAGCGAAGAGGGAGGCCAGAGUGCAGGCUUUGAGUGGGACGAAGUGGCUGCAUCUGAAGAAGACAUGUGGCUUUCCGUCGAAGCAGAAAUCGCUUCGCGUCUCCGAGACUUGGGCCUCGACAGUGCGAAGGACCGCGCGACAGCGCUGGUGCGACAGGCACGCAUGCAGCGCUCCGUGGGAGAAAAGAAAGAUCCAAUGCACCACGACGAAAAGCCGCAUGGAGAAGCGCCUCCAGAGACAGAAACACACUCCGAAGGAGACCGCCUGCGCCUCACAGUCACGCGAUCCAGAGACGUCUUGGACACGUGGUUCUCCAGUGCACUCUGGCCUCUCGCAUGCGCUCGGGCGACUCAACAUGAAACCGGACGAGAAACAAGGAAAGAACUCACACAGAUAACGUUUCCGUCUUCCUUCUCACAUUCCCAUCUGCCGGCGUCUUCUUCCUCUCCGUUUGUUUCUGACUCCUCUUCUCCCUCUUCUUCCUCUUCUUCCUCUUCUUCUUCACCUUCCUCUUCGUUUUGGCAUUCUUCCUGCUGGGACUUAUCUGCAGCUUCUGGUUUCCCUUUUGUGCGGCGCCUGUCGGCCCUCUCAGCGGACGCGUUCCAGCUGGAGACCGAACUGGUCACCGGGGAAGACAUUCUGUUCUUCUGGGUACUUCGCCAGUUUAUUUUGUGCUCUGCGCUGACUCAGCGAGCGCCCUUCACGCGCGUCACGCUGCAUGGCCUGUUGGUGGACAGGGACGGCAAGAAGCUGAGCAAAACCAAAGGCAACGUCGAGCGAGGGUACCUGGAUCGGCUUAUAGACGAAGCAGGCGCAGAUGCUUUGCGCUGGACGUUCUUGAGUGCAAUGACGCCGGGCGCUGCCGUCGCGUUCGACGAGGAAGCACUCGCGGCAGCGCGUCGCUUUCUCCACAAACUGUGGAAUGCAGGCAGAUUCAUCGAGCGAUUCGCCUCGCAGUUUCCCCCGCCUGCAUAUGCGCGAACGGAUGCGGAGCCGGCAGGGCGAGAACCCGUCCCGAAAGGCGAGACGAAAGGGACUCAGGGAGGCAGCGAGAGCGACAGAAGAGGAAGAUGCUCUCCGCUGGUUGCGCGCUAUUACUGGAGUCGCGCCCUUCAAGUCGCCCACGAAGUCACAGAGCUGCUGAAGAAGAUGGAAGCAGCCGCGGCGGCCCACGCCGUCCAAACCUUCUUGUGGCUCGACGUCGCGGACUGGUUGCUCCCCGCCGCCGCCGCCGUUCGCGCCCAGAAGGACGGAGACAGAGAAGGGGACAGAGAGAAGGAAGAAGGAGACAGAGAAGGAGAGAGAGUAGAAGAGGACGAAGGAGAGAAUAGAGGCACUGGUGUAGGAGGAGCUGAGGGAAUGAGCUUAGAGCGCCCCGAGCUGGACACGGAGGCUCUCCGCCUCUUUCCCGUCGUGCAGCGCGUGGUUCGCCGGCUGCGGCGGGCUCUGAAGGAGUUUUCGGAGACGCCGAAAAGGGUGAAGAAGACAGAGGGAGACGCGGUAGCCGAGAAAGUCACGGAUCGCAGGGAGGAAGACGAGCGUCGAGAAGGCGCGGAAGCACGCGUCGACGCAGCCCGAGAGUGGAAGACGAGCUGGCCGGAGGAGCCGGCGGGCGCGGCAAGUCGAACUGAAGAGGAUGCAACGCACGGCAAGAUGAGGGAGAAAACGCGGGAGGCAACCCUGAGCGACGAGGCCUGCACGCACGGAGACACAGAAGGAAGAACCAGCAGAAAUCAGACAGGGACGGGAAGAACACCGGCGGCGGGAGAGGGGAGAGAAAAGACGAACAAGACAGUCGACGGAGACGAUCGGACAGCAGACGGUGCAAAGCGCAUGUCGAAGAAAACGGUCGAAGGCGUGCAUGUGGAGAUUCGCGUGAAGGAGAAAAAACUGUUUAACCUCUUGAAGGACGAGGGUUUCUUCGUCGCAGUCUGGGCGGGUCUUCCGCCGGGGGCUCUGGAGGUCGUUUUUGCGCCUCUGUCGAGCGCGUCAGGCGGAACGCGAAAUCUCGGUCCGCCGAGAAGCGAGGAGAGCGCGACGCGGGGCAACGGAGAGGAGGGCGCAGAAGCAGAGGACGGAACAACGAGCGAGGGUGGCGAGGAGACAGAGCUCGACGCCAGCGUUCGAGAAAUAGAAAUCUCGAUUUUUCGCUCUUCGUCGACUUCGUCCGCCUUUUCAGCUGGCGGUGAGACGCUUCGUGGACAGUCGGGAGAAACGGCCGCGGCGGGCGCGUGGCACAUGCGCGCAGCAGCUAAGAUGGGAAACGUCGAGGCGACAGAAGAAGAGAAAGACGCGGAAGGAGAGAAAGGAGCGGAACAAGGAGGAGGAAGCUUCGCUGCGGAGAGCGAAAGAGCUGCACGACAGCGAGGAAAGAGCCAGCGGCUGAGGAGGCAGAUCGAGGAGUUGGAAGCGCGUCUCGCCGUUCCAGAGUAG
Neospora caninum is the source of this 6552-nucleotide messenger RNA. Its product is annotated as putative tRNA synthetase. Gene Ontology annotation, cellular component: cytosol. NCBI's taxonomy places the organism in Eukaryota, Apicomplexa, Conoidasida, Eucoccidiorida, Sarcocystidae. Gene Ontology annotation, biological process: valyl-tRNA aminoacylation. The record is from RefSeq and is a predicted model, not a curated record. The transcript has 6 exons. Gene Ontology annotation, molecular function: ATP binding; valine-tRNA ligase activity. The coding region runs from base 1 to 6552 and encodes 2183 amino acids.